Molecule: messenger RNA, 1044 nt
Organism: Impatiens glandulifera
Lineage: Eukaryota; Viridiplantae; Streptophyta; Magnoliopsida; Ericales; Balsaminaceae
Exons: 2
Coding region: 1-1044 (347 amino acids)
Source: RefSeq, a predicted model, not a curated record
AUGGAGAAGAUCAUUAGCUCAGGAGUAUGUUUUGUGACUAUGCUUUUGCUUUUAACUCAUUGUCUAGUAAUCGAAGCUCAAACAUGUAGACCGAGUGGAAGAAUCAUAGGUAAGAAACCUCCUUCGAAUCAAUGCAACCAAGAGAAUGACUCUGAUUGUUGUAUUCAAGGAAAACCUUACACGACUUACAAAUGUUCACCGUCGAUUACAAGUAGUACUAAGGCGGUCCUUACUCUCAACAGUUUUCAGAAGGGUGGGGAUGGGGGAGGCCCAUCUGAAUGUGACAACCAAUAUCACUCGGACGACACUCCUGUUGUUGCAUUGUCCACCGGAUGGUACAACAACGGGAAGAGGUGCCUUAAUGAUGUUAUUGUUAGUGCAAAUGGAAAAAGUGUAAGGGCAAAAGUGGUGGACGAGUGCGAUUCAACAAUGGGAUGCGAUAGCGAUCAUGACUAUCAGCCCCCGUGUCCCAACAACAUUGUAGAUGCGUCUAAAGCUGUGUGGAAAGCUUUGGGAAUUCCUGAAGGAGAUUGGGGCGAGCUCGAUAUUACAUGGACAGAUACAUGUAGACCGAGUGGAAGAAUCAUAGGCAAGAAACCGAGUGGACAAUGCAACCGAGAGAAUGAUUCCGACUGUUGCAUCCAAGGGAAACCUUACAAGACCUACAAAUGUUCACCACCAAUUACAAGUAAUACUAAAGCGGUACUAACUCUCAACAGUUUCCAGAAGGGUGGUGAUGGGGGAGGCCCAUCUGAAUGCGACAACCAAUAUCAUUCAGACGACACCCCUGUCGUGGCACUAUCCACUGGAUGGUACAACAAUGGGAAAAGGUGCCUAAAUGACGUUAUUAUAAGCGCAAAUGGAAAAAGUGUAAGGGCAAAGGUGGUGGACGAGUGCGACUCCACCAUGGGAUGUGAUAGCGAUCACGACUAUCAACCCCCUUGUCCUAACAACAUUGUAGAUGCCUCCAAAGCUGUAUGGAAAGCUUUGGAAAUCCCUGAAGGAGACUGGGGUGAUCUCGAUAUCACAUGGACCGAUGCUUGA